Messenger RNA from Esox lucius (northern pike), 4172 nucleotides. RefSeq names its product regulator of G protein signaling like 1. The record is from RefSeq and is a predicted model, not a curated record. The transcript has 15 exons. NCBI's taxonomy places the organism in Eukaryota, Metazoa, Chordata, Actinopteri, Esociformes, Esocidae. Bases 26 to 2491 code for a protein of 821 amino acids.
CAGAUGUACCAACAUAGUGCAUUACAUGAGCAGGCGCGGCGGGCAAGAGCUUGUCGGUGGUGGGGACGACAAAAGGGGAGGCAGUGGCCAGAGGGAGGCUAGAAGCCUCAGGGGAGGAUGUUGGAGCUCGGGGAGUGGUAGCCCUACUCCUCUCCUCAAGAAGGUGAGGAACAGCACUGGCCUCCCCUCUCUCCUGCCCAUCCUCACCUCCAAGAGCAGCAGGAGCAGUGACCUCAUCAUUCCCCCUCACGCCUGCAUGGAGACCCCCAUCUGCCACCUCCCCUCCAUCUCUGCCACCUCUGUCCCUCGCUCUCCACCUCCACCCAGCGGCCCACUCUGGAGCCCACCACACUACGAUGAGCACCUCGACCUGGCUCUGUCCGCUGAUGCUCUCGCCGGGGGCCCAUAUGAGAACUUCCUCAGGGUGAGCGGCCGAGGGGUCAUGCUGCACCACUUGGGACUGUGGCAGGAGCUGGACGGCUUCCUCCACCUCCUGCUUAACUUGGGGGAGGGCCCCUCUAAGGCUCUGAGGCAGGUGUUGGCUGGGAAGAUCAUGGCAGUGUACCUCACUGAUGCCUGGCAGUGUGUCAGUCGCCCCGAGGGCGAGAGGCACACCACCCACUUGACCAAGUCUACGAUCAGUCAACUCCAAACCCUCCUCCCCUCUGGCAAUGUGAUGCCCUGGAUCUACACUGCCAAGCAGGAAUUAUGCCAGAUACUGGGUCCAACCUACAACACAUUCCUGGAUGAAGAAGACAAACAAUUUCUCUUGUAUUUGUUCGCUCGGAGUGAGGUAAAGGGGAAUGUUAGCCUUGGAACAACAGCGACCUCUAGUGCUCCCAGUGCUCCAGAGCAGCAGGUGAGGAGGAUGAGGGAGGCUCUGGCUCUCUGUCAGGCCUCUAUUGAGCCUCUCAGUGAGGAGACCUGGGCCUUGGUGCCCCUAGAGGAAGUCAGAAGAGGAGGCUCAGUCCACCUGCACUACAGGAAGACCAAUAUAUAUGACCUUCCAUUUGAAACCCUGUCAGAGAGGUACCCCAAGUUGGCCGUGGAGGCAGUCAGUAAAACUCACAGGCUCUACAGUGGCUGGAAGCAAGUACAGGAGGAAACCACAGCGAAGACAGUGGUGACAUCCAGUUCCCCGGGUAAGAAGCCGCUCAGCCUGACGAAGGAUAAGGAACGCAGCUCAGCCAAUAGACAAACCACAAGACCAAGGUCUUUAAGGGAGGUGAUGAAAAGUCCCACCAACCUGGAGUACUUCAGGCGUUACCUGAAGGCCAACGAUGCCUAUGGUGCACUGCUGUUCUACCGAAAUGUGGAAAAGCUGCGGAACAGCGGCAGCCUCUUCCAGACAACCAAGAUCAACCGCAUUGUGAACCAAUUCCUUAGACGACCAGACGCAAAGGAUUAUCUUCAGUGCCAAGCCAGUCUCCUCUCUCAGAUCCCCAAGAUGAGAUCUGUUUCUCCCGACAUCAUUUUUGCUGCUCAGGAUCUGGUUAUCAAAUCUCUAGAGGCAACCUGGUUCAGGAAGUAUCAAGACUCUUUGGCUCCUUGUACCAAUGUAGUUGACACAAGAACCAUCAUCCUCACAGGCAAACUAAAAAAUGUGUGGGGCAUCUUCUCCAAAUUUAUCAAAAGCAUCUGUAAAUUCCGAAGUGCCAUGAAGGACGUUCUGACCAGGAGCAAGUUUGAGGCCUACCUGAGAAACAAUUGGCAUGACUACUCACUAAAACCCACAGUAAAGUUAAUGGGGAGUCGGGAAAUUGAAUCGGUUGCCAAGUGCUCAGGGGACGAAGACUUGCAGCACCUGAAGAGACGAGUCAUCAACCACAAACUGAUAACAGUGGAGUUCCUUGUCAAUGAUCUGUCGUUCUACCUUGAGACAGAGAGUUUCAGGAACAUGGCUGACUCUGGUACUAUGAUGGCCUCCGCGGGCAUGUAUGGCCAGCAUGACAGUGCCCUUCUGCACCACAAAGCGGAGAUGAUCAUCAAGCUCUUCCUGAAUUCAGAGAUCUCUCCUAAACUAAGGAUCAACAUAGAAGAGAGUGCCAGGGAUUCCAUCCAGCAGACCUUUUCCUUGGGCCAGGUGGACAGAGGGCUGUUCCAUAAAGCCAUCAUGGCCAUCUUCCCAAACCUCAUCUUCUGCUGGAAAAAGUUCUGCAGUCAAAAGAUAAAAAAGGUCCUAGUUUCUAAGAAAGAAGCCUCUACAGCUCUUCCUGAUUUCCUCAUCCCCAUCAACUCUGACUGGUACCAGAAUGUUCAAAUGACCACGUCCAAGGAAGACGAUUACACCACCCUUCGGUUUACUUUACGUUAUGGUCUCACCCUGAUAAUCCCUCAAACCAGACGAGAUGUAAACUGUGAGACACUGACCUUUCCAAUCCCAGCCCUAACGUAUGCCAGUGUUCUCCGCCCUGCCCAGGGCCCCAUGGGUAGGCAGAGACCGGAGGUUCCGCCACUGGAGUUGUCCAGCCAAAGGCAGAAAGGCUUUUAGUACCAUUCUCAGGUAUCCCUACAAUACACCUCAUUUAGCUUGGUGGUGUAUGUUACAGUAUUGAAAGGACAGUUAAUAAUUGGAUGAAUCCAUUUUGUUUCCUGUCAUUGUAGUCCUCAAAUGUCUCUGCCAUGGUCUGACCUCAUCCACUUGGGCCCGGGAUAGUUGUUCUCAACAGUUAAGGAGAAUAGUUAGGCUGUAAUUUGAUAACACAAAUAAAGAUGGUUAUGCUCCAAGUGUAAUUUAAUGUAUUUGGUUUAAAACAAGUCUGUUUUAUCACCAGUAGGGGGAGCCACUGUCCAAUACAGAACAUUGCCAUCAGGUCUAUAAUGGAAUUAAUGAUUUUCCAUUAUAUAUGUAGAUACUUAGCAUGUUAUGAAGAAGUAGCAAUAUUGGGUUGGCAGUAAUGUUCCCUAUUGCAUUAGUAAGAACUUAGAUCAACGUUUAUUAAAACAUUUAUGUGGGAAUAUGGCAUUCAGGACAAUAACCUAGGCAACCUAGGCAAAGCCCCAGAAGGACUAACGGAUCAGUAGGGACAAAGCACCAAGACGUUCAUAUUCCCUUCCCCCAACCCCCCCUCCCCCAAACAGCCAAUCAUCUCCCUCUCCACCUCAACACCUGUUGUCUUGUCUCUCAUAUAUCACUGUCUGGCAGUCUUCAGGUUCUGUCUAACCCCAGGAUAAGAGUCCACUUUAAAAAUUAACAAGGCCUACAAUGUGCCUGUCUCAUGGCUUUAAAUGUCCCAUGCAUUACAUCACUGCCAAUGACCCAAAGUCCUCCCCUGUGACCACUGGAGCUGUAAAUCAGCUAGGGCUUUUGGGAUGUUGCUGGCCUAAACCCCUUAACACUUUAUUUGCAUCAUCAAUAACCAAAGGCUUCAUACAAUGUCUCAUUAAAAAGGCAUAAUUGAAUACUGUAACGUGUGCUUAAAAAGGCCAGUUCUGUCAGUCCUUUUUGGAUUCUAUGCUUUUUAAUAUGAGUGACACAGUUCACAUUCUAGAUUGUUUUCCGUUAGUGUGUUUUUUUCUUUUUACUGUGCAGCUUCACUAAGGAUAAAACAUUAUUUGUAUGGUACAUUCUUGGAACUGAGUUCAAGACAUGAGUUUUGAAAGGAGACACUGAGAUUUAUUUCCCAUGAUGCCUUGCCCUUCUGGAAGGAUGAGGUACCCUGCCUCUUCUAUGUCAAUAACGGAGCCGCUGACAGAGAAAAAGACUCAGUGCUAGCCAUCAUGGGUUUUAUUUAAUCCAGCUUUGCGCUUCUUUGGGAUAAUAACUUUUUUGCUUCAUUCCUGGGCUUGUCUGUCAGCUUGACAUAGCAAUAUCUCCCAACUCCACUGUUUCAAAGUCGGUUUCAUUUAUUUCAAAACACCAUUUCACACCCUGCUGGCUUUAACUAGGUAUUAUACAGCGUUUGGGGAGAGGGCUGUAGAUUGAAUCGUGACAGAGACAACGUCUUUUACUGUGAAAAAUAAGUGAAUAUUGUAAAUAGCAGACUACAUCCAAUGUUUUUUGCUUUCCUUUCUCACCAUAAUGUCUUUGUGUUUGCUGUUCUAGUCUCUUAUAUCUGUGCUGCCUGUCAAAGCCUGAUAAAAUACUGCUUGUUCAGAAAGCAUUGCCAUUUUGUCUCCUGUAGUUGUAUUUUUGCAUUCACUGUACAUUUUUGUGUGUUUUUAGUUUUUGA